Trifolium pratense (red clover) is the source of this 2202-nucleotide messenger RNA. Its product is annotated as protein MAIN-LIKE 1-like. Bases 1 to 2202 code for a protein of 733 amino acids. The transcript has 4 exons. Lineage: Eukaryota; Viridiplantae; Streptophyta; Magnoliopsida; Fabales; Fabaceae. Gene Ontology annotation, biological process: meristem maintenance; meristem development. The record is from RefSeq and is a predicted model, not a curated record.
AUGGAACCGCGAUCUAAAUAUGAACCCGAUUACUGUUGGCGAAACCGGAGCAACUUGAACACCAUGAGCAUUUCCGAGCUAUUUUCGAAGCUCAAAGGCACGUUCAUAAAAAGUGAUUUUGAUUUAGUUGAGAAAACCCUAGUUUCUAGAGAAGAAAUGUUGAAGGAAGAGAUUGAAGAGAAGAAGAGAGAAAUGGAGUUGUUAGAAGAGAGAAUGAAAUUUGAGAUGUUGGAAAGGGUUACCGUUGAGUUCAAGCUGGAGAGGAUUCAAGAAGAAAUGAAUAAGAAGGUGUUGAUGAAGAAAGGUAAUGAAAGGGGUGAUGUUGUUGUUGCGGCGAAAGAUCGCCUUGUUGGUGAUGGUGUUGCUAGUCCUGUUGAUGAAAUGGGAAUGAAUGAGGUGUUGAAGGAGAGUGGUAAUGUUGAGAAAUGUGGAAUAGAGUUUGAAAGUGAUGGUGAUGCAGUGAAGAAUCGCGUUGUUGGUGAUGGUGCUGCUGCUAGUGCUGAUGCUGAAAAAACUGGUGAAAAUGUUAGGGUUUUGAUGAAAGCGAAGCAAGGGGUACUUGAUGAGCAAAGCAAAAAAGAUGGUCUAGGUGCUUCAGAUAUGGAGGAACCCCCUUUGAAGCGUGUUAGAGGAAAGAGAGGUUCAUCUACCACCGCGUCUUCAUGGCGGGAAAGGGAAAUAACACGCCAAAAGGAGGGUGGUCAAAGUGUUUGGCUUGUUCAACGUCAACCUGAGGUUGAUGAAAAGGAGGAGGAUGAAAAUUUGAUGGAUGCUGGUAGGGAUGAGGAGGAUGAGCGGGUGGUUCAGGUGGCGAAGAUUAAUGCCGCGACCUUUACAUACCCUGAGCCUGAGCCGACUGAAUUUCCAGGAGGGCCGUCAGACAAAGGUGUGCUCUCCUUGUACGCGAGCCAUAUUGCCCGACAUAUAUUUGACGGUCAGGUUCGUGAAGUUCUCACCGUUGUCAGCCACGGGAGAAAGGUCCAAAAGUUUGAUACUCCUGACGAAGAUUGGUUUCAUAUCAAAAUGGCGCGCACAGGAUUGGCAUACCUAUCCACCACCGGUUACGAGUUUCUUGAUCCAGCCUUGAUCAGUGCCUUUGUUGAGAGGUGGCACGAGGAGACCUCAAGCUUUCACCUACCGGCAGGGGAAAUUACAGUGACACUAGAUGACGUGUCUUGUCUGCUGCAUCUCCCCAUUGAGGGGAGUCUGUUAGACCACAAUAACACCUUGAACAAAGAUGAAGUUGCUAUGAUGAUGGUGUCUCUUCUUGGAGCGAAACCAUUUGAUGCUAAGACGCAGGUCAGAGUCACCAAAGGGGCCCAUGCGAAGAUAACCUAUUUGAAGGAGCUUUUUGCAAGUCAUGUGCAGAGUGUGGCUGAUUAUACUAAGGAGUCGAAUCUUGAGGAGGCCAACAAGUUCCAGGACUUCGCCAUUAGGGUUUAUUUGCUCAUCCUGGUUGGCUGGACUAUUUUUGCCGACACGAGCAAGAAUACUGUCCAACUCACAUAUCUCAAGUACUUCAAGAACCUUGAGAUAGUGGACAACUAUGCUUGGGGUGCUGCUGCAUUGACACACCUGUACAAAGGUCUUAGUGCUGCCACCGUACCAAAGGUGAAGAUUGUUGCAGGUUAUAUGACACUACUUCAGGCUUGGAUAAUUCAGCACUUCCCGAGUUUAUGCGGACAAGUUGAGAAUGAGAGGUACAUUGAAGCACAACCCGCUGCAAAUAAAUUUCUUCCAAAAAAAGGACAAAAUAAUGUAGAGGGAUAUAGAUCGGCGCUUGACCGAAUGUUGACAUUUGAUAUUCAUUGGAACCCAUAUGACAACCACCGGGUGACACGACCAUUCGAGGAGAUCUCCUUCUACUCCGGCUGGAUUAGAUGUGGACCGAUGAUUGUGAGGUACCUGCCUGAGCGAGUCCUUCGUCAGUUCGGUCGUGUGCAGACCAUUCCUCGCCAUCCAUCUCAUUCUGCAAAUCCGCUCACUCCUCGGCUACAGAUUUCCCAACAGUACGCCCAAUAUAUGGACUGGGUAUUGACUCCAGAGGAGAGAGGCGAUCUUCCUUUACAUUCGUGGAACGUUGCACCUGGGUACAUGAGGUGGUAUUUCCGGAUCUCACAUCCCUACAUGAUUCCUCUGCCACCAGGAGAUCCACCUAGGCCAUUUGAGAUGGAGGCCCUUAUAGAGGAGGAUGCUCACUGA